CAAAAACUCUAUUCGCCAUUACUUAGUAACGAUUUUGGUAAAAAAAGGAAAAAAAUUAUAUUUUCUAGGUGGUUUCUGGGAAAAACCCCUAUAAACACAAUUCGCUUAACAUUUUUAAAGAAAGUUUUAGGAAAUACACAAAUAAUUUGAAUAAUUUGCACAGAUAAAAAGUUUGAAGUCUAGACUCGACAGACUAAUCGCUUAUUAAUGACCUCUCUGCCUGUGAGCUUUGUAUAAAAUGCGCUGCCAAUUCGGGCAGCAGUACAUCCACCGCCAUAUAAAGCACCUGGAAUCUUGCAAUAGUUUGUGCUAACAGUUUCAACAGUUCUCCGCGAAAGUUUAAAAUAAAAUCGGGAAAAUGAAAUAUCGCAUUUUUCUAGCGAAACUAUUAAUUUUCUUCUGUCUGGUCGCUGAAACCAUACAAAUCGAUGAAGAGCUCGUCAGCACGGGGCUCGAUGAUCUAACGCCCGAGCCACGCAUCCUUGGCGGUUUUACUGCUGCGGCAGAUCAAUUUCCCUAUGUGGUCUCUGUGCGCGUGAACGGAGAUCACAUCUGUAGCGGCACGAUCAUCUCACAGAAAUAUAUCCUCACCGCAGCGCAAUGUGUUUAUAGUCUGCUACCAAGUUUCCUCAGCGUACGAGCCGGCUCUGUGAAUCGCACUAGCGGUGGUGUUGUUGUUGGCGUGGCAACAGUUAAUGUGCAUCCCGAUUUUCUGGAUUACAACAAUGACAUUGCUCUGCUGAAGAUCGACACAAAGCUCAACUAUAGCAAUGUGAUACAACCGAUUCCCUUGGCUGGUGUUGAUGUGCCCGAUGAAGCGCCUGUCACAAUCGCCGGUUGGGGUCGCGUUCGUGAAGCCGGCACAAAACCCGAACUACUGCAAUACAGUCGCUCAUUGCGUACAUAUAGUAAUGAGAAUUGUACACGUAUAUUCGGUAAAGUUGCACCGAGUAUACUCUGUUUGUUUAAGAGUUACGGUUAUGGCAUUUGUGGCGGUGAUGCUGGUGGUCCUGCGGUUUACAGGGGCAUUCUGGUCGGCAUUGCUAGUUAUCAUACAUCAAAUUGCGGUGUUGCCGUACCCGAUGGCUUUACGAAGAUCUCAUACUACAAAGAUUGGAUAGCCGAAAACUCGUGCAUACACAGCAAUGGUGCUGCUACUGUGCCGAAUUGAAAUGUUGAAAUGGAAGCAAUAAAGAUUUUCUUUAGCGAAUAUUAAAAAUUCAAAAAAUAGUU
Ceratitis capitata (Mediterranean fruit fly) is the source of this 1233-nucleotide messenger RNA. Its product is annotated as chymotrypsin-2. Gene Ontology annotation, biological process: proteolysis. Bases 359 to 1171 code for a protein of 270 amino acids. Gene Ontology annotation, molecular function: serine-type endopeptidase activity. NCBI's taxonomy places the organism in Eukaryota, Metazoa, Arthropoda, Insecta, Diptera, Tephritidae. The transcript is spliced from 2 exons. The record is from RefSeq and is a predicted model, not a curated record.